This is a messenger RNA of Liolophura sinensis, 549 nucleotides long. RefSeq lists its product as uncharacterized. The transcript has 2 exons. NCBI's taxonomy places the organism in Eukaryota, Metazoa, Mollusca, Polyplacophora, Chitonida, Chitonidae. Bases 1 to 549 code for a protein of 182 amino acids. The record is from RefSeq and is a predicted model, not a curated record.
AUGGAAACCGGAGUGUUCAAGGAGUCACCGCCGCCUCCUCAAGGGCUCACCGCCGCCUCCUCAAGGGCUCACCACCGCCUCCUCCAGGGGUCACGCCUCCUCCUCCAGGGGUCACUGUUAUCUAGAGGGGUUACUGCCUCUUCCACAUCUCACCACUUGACGGGUCACCGCCUACCCCAGAGGUCAACUUCUCCUCUAAGGGUCACUGCCUCCUCCAGGGGUCAACUCCUCCUCCAUGGGUCACCACCACCUCGUCCAGGAGUCACUGAUAUCCAGACUGGUUACUGCCUCCUACACAUCUCACCACUUCACAGGUCACAGCCCCCUACAGGGGUCAACUCCUCCAGGGGUCACUGCCUCCUCCAGGGGUCACUGCCUCCUCCAGGGGUCACCACCUCCUCCUGGGGUCACCACCUCCUCCUGGGGUCAACUCCUUCUCCAGUGUCACCGCCUCCUACAGGGGUAAACUCCUCCUCCAGUGUCACCACCCCCUCCAGGGGUCAACUCCUCCUGCAGGGGUCACCACUUCCUCCACGGGUCACUGCCUAA